CAGGGCUCGAAAGUCAAACCAACUUGAAAGUUGAACCUUCAAUUUACUAUAAAUUACCGAGCAGAUCUUUUAUUAUAUUUAUUAACUUAAUAUAAAUUAAAAGCAAAUUUAUUUAGCGGACUACGUAUUAAUUUUUUAACUAGACUUUAAGUAAUAUAAUCAGAAAAAGAGACACAAACAAGGACAGGCAAGUCCAAGUAGUUUGUAAAAUGGAAUUAGUUUACUCAAUGAGAAGAAAGCCUCUGAAAUGUGAACCACCGCAAUUUGAUGGAACGUCAGAUCCAGAAGUAGUCCGCCCAAUAUGCACGAUAUCCACUGCAAAUAUCAUAGCGUUUACGUCACUUACUGAGCUGUCAGACUCCGAUGGCGACACCUGGGGCGGACAUGUGUAUGUGUGUGAUCUGAACACACCGUGGAACAGCCAUAAAGUCACCAGCACUGUGCAUCCUGUGUCUGCCCUAGAAUGGGACUGUGAAGGCAAGCAGCUACUUGUGGCGACUACAGUCGGUGAUGUUUCAGUAUUUGGCCAGAAGGACCAUCUCCUCAACGAGUGGACAUGCUUGUACAGUGCCAGUUUUCCUGGUGAGAAAAUAAUUAAGGGAAUAUUCUUCCACAAUGGCCGCCGCGUGGUGGCGCACGAUAAGAAACUAGACGCACCGAUAAAUGAGAAAUUCCAGAUGCUGCAGCAAACGCCUACUUUGAAGGGAUUUGGCGGCGUGGGCGGGGCGGGCGCGUGCGUGGUGACGGGCACGGGGCUGGUGGGCGCGCUGGCGCCGGGCGACGAGCGCGCGCUGGCCGCCGGCGACGCGCUGCGCACGCGCGACCGCGUCGCCGCCGCCGCCAUGGCGCACAAGAACGGCACGAUCCUGGUGGCGGCGUCGAGCUCGCGCGGCGGGCGGCGCGUGGUGCGCGCGGGCGCGGUGAGCGCGCGCCGCGCCGCCGCCGCCGCGCCGCGCCGCGCGCCCGUCGCGCUCGCGCUCGCGCCGCUGCCCGCGCUCUCCCUGCCGCCGGACGCGAGGGACCCGGUGUCGAUAAGUUGGUGUCUCCGCGACGAUACCGACAGCCUGCUGAUAGCCGGCAGCACGGUCAGCAUGUGGAAACUGACUGUGCGCAGCUACCCCGUGCACAAGCUGCUCUCUAAAGGCCCCCUGCAGGGCAGUACGACGCCGGGCGACGUCAGCAAGCCAGCGUCGGAUUGCUUCAAUUCACUUUCCUGGCAACCCAUGGGCGCUUGGUCGAUAGACAGCGGCGAUUUCGGUACUUGUAUUGCCAGCUCCAAAUUGCCGUUGAACGCGCCGCUUGCUGUGCUGACAACACCGAGAGCGAUUCAUUUAUUGGGAGAGUCGCAUCAUUAUUUAUGCUCCCGUCCCAUAGUGACCGGAUCUGAAGUGAGUCCGCCGGCCUCCACACCACCUAAGAAGACCAAAUAUGGCCCCGGGGUCUUACCGAGCGGGUCGCGGUGCGCGCGCGCGUGGAGCGCAGACGUGUCGUGGUCGUCGAGCGUGGCGGUCGCGCUCGACUCGCACGCGCAGCUGCACGUCUACAGGAUACAGCCGGAUAUGCCGAGCCAGCACCAAAUAGCGCACUUGGUGACACUCCUGGAGUAUGCGAUGGUCAGUGGGUUCGAUUACUUGGACGUUCUGCUGACACUCAAACCGAAUGUUCUGGAAGCUUUGUACGAGAGAAUAACAGAGAGCUUCCAAAGGCAACCGCAGCCGUUCCAGCAGUACUACUAUCAUACCUGGUUGAGAUUGAGGAUUGUACUAUGCAGCAUGAUACCAACCGCGCAGUCGAGCGCGUCGAACCUGACGUCGCUGCUCAUGUGCGCGAGCGCGGCGGCCGCGUGCGCGUGCGCGCUGCGCCCCGACGAGCGGCCCGACCCCGCGCUGGCGCCGCCGCCCGCCGCGCACCCCGCGCCGCCCGCGCACCCCGCGCACCCCGCCGCGCCCGCCGCCCCCGCCGCGCUGCUCGCGCUGCUCGACGACAGCGCCGACCACGAUAAGAACCUCGUAGCGCUCGAGGCGAAGGCGGAGGCGUUCGGCGAGGCGGCCGCGGGCGCGCUGCAGCCGCUGCAGGCGCUGCGCCGCCCGCUGCAGCGCGCGCUGCACACCGCGCUGACGCUGCUUGCCACGCUCGCUGCGCUGCACAACUCCGCGCAGCACGGGUACGAGCUGUACUCAGAAGCGAGUGCGGUGCAGCUGAUCCGCAAGCUGGUGGUGGUGUGCCGCGCGGCGGGCGGCUGCGCGACGCCCGAGCUGAGUCGCCCGCUGGCGCGGCUCGCUGCACACGCGCUCAAGCCGGACCUGCUGGAGGAGUGUCUAACCAUUUGCGCCCAAAACACUGCGCGCGUUUGGGACUCUCUGUCGCGCUGCGGCCUUAUCGCGCCCCAUUCGAAGCCUAUACCUUUAUAUUUUGAGUAUGGCGUGGAACCAGAAUCUCUGAGAUUCACACCGGAGCCACCGCCGUAUGCAGUUUCUGAUCUGAGUCCUUCAUUUGACAUGGAUGCUAUAAGAUACAUGUACCUGGGUGGCGGCAACGCGUGCGCCAAGUGGCGCGAGUGCGCGCGGUGCGGCGCGCGCGCGCUGCCCGCCGCGCACUGCGCGCGCCACCCGCUGCAGCGCGCGUACGACGGGAGGUUCGUGGCGAGUUGUCGAUGCGGUGGAAAGUGGACAUUAAUCUCCAAUGUGUAGUUUUAAUACAAUAUAAGUAAUAUUAUGUAAAUAUUUUGAAUAAAAUGUU
Messenger RNA from Zerene cesonia (dogface butterfly), 2739 nucleotides. It is a transcript of the gene MED16, whose product is annotated as mediator of RNA polymerase II transcription subunit 16. Lineage: Eukaryota; Metazoa; Arthropoda; Insecta; Lepidoptera; Pieridae. The record is from RefSeq and is a predicted model, not a curated record. The coding region runs from base 210 to 2690 and encodes 826 amino acids. The transcript is spliced from 20 exons. Gene Ontology annotation, molecular function: protein binding. Gene Ontology annotation, cellular component: mediator complex. Gene Ontology annotation, biological process: positive regulation of DNA-templated transcription.